This is a messenger RNA of Capsella rubella, 312 nucleotides long. RefSeq names its product putative F-box protein At1g50870. NCBI's taxonomy places the organism in Eukaryota, Viridiplantae, Streptophyta, Magnoliopsida, Brassicales, Brassicaceae. The transcript has a single exon. Bases 1 to 312 code for a protein of 103 amino acids. The record is from RefSeq and is a predicted model, not a curated record.
AUGGAGGAUGCAGAGAGACAUGAGUGGUCGUUUAAACGUUUUUCUCUACCUUUUCCUCUCGAGGAUCCAAUUUCGAAAACCUCAUUAUGUCUUAAGGGUGUGACAUCAGCUGGUGAGUUCGUUUAUGCCCCAUCUUCUUGGUUUGGUCCGUUUCAUGCUCUUUAUUUCAAUCCAGACAGGAACACCGUUAGAAGAGUCAUUGAUCAAGGGCUUGCAGACGACGAAUUUAGGCGUCGUCAUGGUCUUGGAAACAAAGAACUAUAUGCCCUGUCUACGUUUCCCGAUCACGUUGAGAGUCUCUUGUCUGUGUAA